AUGUCUUGUCAAAGGGGGGGGAUUCCGCGAGGACACUUAGAGACAAAGACCAACUCGUCAGAUCGCCCGUCUCAACCAGCUCGUCAUCUCACCCGUCUGAAGCAUCUCGUCAGCCGGUCCGUCUCAAGUAGCUCAUCAGCCCGCCCGUCUCAAGCAGCUCGUCAGCUCACCCGUCCGAAGUAUCUCGCCAGCCGGCCCAUCGUCUUCCGGCCUCAAGCUCGUCUUUCAUCUACAAUCGGCUCGUUCUUACUCUAUUUAUGCUUGUUGAAGAAAUCAUCCUUUGUAAUCCGUCCAAUUCGCCUAAGUCGCGGGCUCGUCAUUAAUAGAAAGAUUCUUCUUCCUUCCCUAGAGAUCCCAUUUUCGUACUUGUGUGAUUCGUGCAUCAACAGCUGUAACAGAAAUGAGAGAGGAUUUUAG
This is a messenger RNA of Arabidopsis thaliana (thale cress), 417 nucleotides long. RefSeq lists its product as uncharacterized. The coding region runs from base 1 to 417 and encodes 138 amino acids. The transcript is spliced from 2 exons. NCBI's taxonomy places the organism in Eukaryota, Viridiplantae, Streptophyta, Magnoliopsida, Brassicales, Brassicaceae. The record is from RefSeq and is marked reviewed.